Messenger RNA from Fusarium keratoplasticum, 1224 nucleotides. RefSeq lists its product as uncharacterized. The transcript is spliced from 4 exons. Lineage: Eukaryota; Fungi; Ascomycota; Sordariomycetes; Hypocreales; Nectriaceae. The record is from RefSeq and is a predicted model, not a curated record. The coding region runs from base 1 to 1224 and encodes 407 amino acids.
AUGAGCAGCACGCCUGAUUUCGCCUUCAGCACCUACGGAUGGGCCUACCGUACCGGCAGGGAUGGCAGAAAGCCUAAUACCAUCAUUCGCACCCAUAAAUCCACCGAGGAUAGCAAGACCGCGCACCUGACACUGUCGCUCGAGGAUGAGCUUUCUAUUAUUGCCAGCGAGCUUUUGCCUGCAGGAUACAAGGAGAGUAUCUCUAGGGAGAAAAUGCGUUCAGCAAAGUACUCUGCCCUCUUUAAUCCCAACGUCCAUGACUCCAUCGACACGGCCCCUACAACAGGCAUCCCCGUGAAGCAACUCAAUCACGACAGGUAUUACCUAUUCCUCCUUCACGGUAGACAAGACGGGAUAUACCGCAAGUAUCUGCUUCCGUCCGGGACUGACGUUAAACGUCGAGUUAUGUUUUAUCAAGUCGAAGGAACCGAUGCCGAAGGCCACUUGGAGUUGCUCCAGUUAAUGAUCACGGGCCAGGACGACUUCGAUAUGGGAGAGGCAAGCGAGGCUCUCAAAACCUGCCAAGCACUUUGGCCAGUGGCCACGCAUGGCCCUGCCAGGAUCAUCCCAGAGGCCCUCCAUCAACUGGCCCGGGGCCUGCGCGCUUGCGCACUGUUGGAUACGCCGAUCGAUGAUUCGCUUUACCGAGCAUUCAUCACAUUGUUCUGCUCAGAGUACACGGCCGGACGUGCCGAGGGCGACGAAGCCUUGCAUGGCGCCAUCCAGACCGCUUACCACCUGGCUUCAGUCUCGGCAGGCCAGCCCUUGGGCACCCAGGAGCCUGGAAUGAAUGGCAGUAGCCGUGUCAUUCCAUCUGAUGUGCUGUAUUGCAUUAUCCGCAUGAGGGAGAACCAUCUACGAGGCGUUAAGGAACUUUGGACAGCUGAACGAGAUGCGGCCAUGGAGUUUGGUGGCAAGACGACCGAAAUUGUCUCUCCGAAGAAGCUGUUUCAAGACAUCAGCUCAGCAACCGACAUCAAACAAUGUCGCGAGAUGGCGGUGAAGCUCUUCCAAAUGGCUUUCUUGCGACAUGAUCUUUUCGCUCGAAGCGUGGUGACACAAUGCGAAACCGAACUGAAGUUGCUGAAGGCACUCUGGCAAUCGCUGCCGGUCAAGAACGACGAAGGUUACGGUGACGGCGAGGCUGAGGACGAUGAGAACAAAGAGGUUGAGGACGAUGAUGAGGCAAUGGAGGAUGCUUCGGAGAUGGACGAAGACGCUUGA